Molecule: messenger RNA, 1098 nt
Organism: Aspergillus pseudonomiae
Lineage: Eukaryota; Fungi; Ascomycota; Eurotiomycetes; Eurotiales; Aspergillaceae
Product: MBL fold metallo-hydrolase
Exons: 2
Coding region: 1-1098 (365 amino acids)
Source: RefSeq, a predicted model, not a curated record
AUGGACUCGUCGAACUUUUCACCACCUGGUCGUCAGUUAACUCCACCCUUCUAUCAGAUCCCGGCAUCCUGUUCGACUGUAGACGUCCGGGUGAUAGAUACUAAUACACGCCUCUACCUGAAGCCCGGGGCCUUCUACGAGCCAGCCAUCCCUAGUGAGGGACCGCGCGUGCCCUCCUACUGCUUCCUCCUCUCGCACGGCGAUCGCCACCUUGUUUUUGACCUGGGUGUGCGAAUCGACUGGCAGAAUUAUGCGCCCCAGAUUGUGCAGCUCCUCACAGCCACCACGGAGAUUACCUCAUGCGACAGGGACGUCGCAUCAGUGCUCGACAGCGACACCAGUGGGUUGAACAUUCGCAGUUCUGACAUUGAGGCCAUCGUGUGGUCUCACAACCAUUUCGACCACACCGGCGACCCGUCCCGCUUCCCGACCAGUACCCAGCUCAUUGUCGGUCCGGGCGUCAAGAAACGCUCCUGGCCCGGCUACCCAUCCCGUCCCGAUGGCACUGUCCUGGACAGUGACGCCGUGGGUCGCGAGAUCCGUGAAAUAAACUUUGACAACACUGGCCUCCGGAUCGGCCGCUUCGCCGCUUUUGACUAUUUUGGUGAUGGCUCCUUCUACCUUCUAGACGCUCCAGGACAUACUGCGGGACAUAUGUGUGCCCUUGCCCGCACGACAGCCUAUCCGCCCUCGUUUGUCUUCAUGGGCGCUGACGCCUGCCAUCACCCUGGCGUGUUGCGGCCGUCGCAGUAUCUUCCUCUUCCCCGGCCACUACCCGGGGGAGAUCCAGUGGGUUGCGGCGGAUGUCCAGGAGAUCUGCUGAUGCAGUUGGCCUCUUGGAAGAGCCCCAAUGAGCCCUUCUACCACCUGGCCCGUGGGCAGUUCUUCCCUGAUUAUGCUGAAGCUAUCGAUACAGUGGCUAAAAUCCAAGAAUUGGAUGCUGCAGGUAACGUGCUAGUUCUUCUGGCUCAUGACAACUCGCUAGAAGAACACCUGCCGUUGUUUCCACAGUUAGUGAAUGACUGGUGGGCGCAAGGGCUGCGGGACACCACGAUUUGGUCAUUCUGCAAGGAAAUAGGGCAUGAUAAGUGGGUUUAA